Molecule: messenger RNA, 3563 nt
Organism: Glycine soja
Lineage: Eukaryota; Viridiplantae; Streptophyta; Magnoliopsida; Fabales; Fabaceae
Product: transcription factor GTE4-like
Exons: 5
Coding region: 472-3096 (874 amino acids)
Molecular function (GO): protein binding
Source: RefSeq, a predicted model, not a curated record
UGUUUAACCCCCAAACGCUUUAGCCUGGUCCCCGCUUCCCCACGAAUGCACCGUUGCCGUACACCUGUGACGAUUCGAUAAAACGACCAGCGAAAGAGAGAGAAACACCGAAGUGUUCUAGAGAGAGAAAGAGAAAAAACCCACAGAGCGAGAGCGUGUGGUGUGCGUGUGUGUGUGAGAUCUGAUCGGAAACACAAAGGUAAUCGAGCUUUCGAAACCCUAAAUUUUUUCUUUGCGAUUCGUUUUUUACGGUUGGUCUGGUUCUUCGUUUCGGAGAAGGUUCUGAGUGAGGCGGAGGGAUUUUGGAGGUGGAAGAAGCCCUAGGAAUUUCUAGGGUUUUGAUUUUUCUCAUCAUUUAUUUGGUUUUUGUUGUUUUUUGGGCUUUUAUGUGUGAUUCUUUGAUUUAUUGGUGUGUAAAACCCUAGGAUUUGGGGGAUUUGGGAUUGGUGUUAGGAUUAGGGUUUUGGAUGUAUGGCUUCGGAGCCUAUGGUUGGAGGAGAUGACGAAGCCAGAGAGAAACAGAGAUUCGGGGAGAGAAAGGUUUACACGAGGAGGAAAGUAAAGAAAGACCCUAACGCCGUUGCUUCCACCACUGAAAAUAACGGCACCGCCACUUCCACCGUUACCAAUGACAACAGUGUCAGUAAUAGCACCGUUCAGAAGAGCAACACUGGUGAGGCCGCUGAGGCCAAGAGCAAAGGUGAUAAUGUUUCGACACAGGCUCUGGCACAGCCUGUUGUACUGCCGGAGGAUGGAAAUUUGGCUCAGCCUCAAGUGGUUUCGGGAUUAGAGGAUGGGAAUUUGGGGCAGCCACAACUGGAGGAUCAGAAUAUGGUUCAGACUGAAGUGGGUUCAGGAUUAGAGGAUGGGAAUAAGGCUCAGCCGCCAGGGGAGGAUCAGAAUAUGGCACAGACGCAAGAGGGAUCAAGAUUGGAGAAUGAGAAUAGGGCUCAGCCGCAAGGGGAGGAUCAGAAUUUGGCACAGACGCAAGUGAAUUCAAGAUUGGAGGAUGGGGAUACGGCUCAACUACAAUUGGAGGAUCAGAAUAUGGUUCAAUCUCAGUCAGAGGAUCAGAAUAUGGUUCAACCUCAAUCAGAGGAUCAGAAUAUGGUUCAUCCUCAAUCUGAGGAUCAGAAUAUGGCUCAACCUCAAUCUGAGGAUCAGAAUACGGCUCAGCCACGAUUGGGGGAUCAGAAUACGGCUCAGCUGCAAGGAAAUUCAAAAUUGGAAGAUGAGAAUAUGGCUCAGCCGCAAGUGAGUUCAAGAUCAGAGGACGCGAAUACAGCUCAGCCGCAAGUGAGUUCAAAAUUGGGGGGUAGAAAGUCCCCUCAGCCAGAAGUGAAUUCGAGAUUGGAGGAUGGCAAUUUGCCUCGGCCACGGGUGAAUUCAAGUUUGGAUGGGAAUACAGUUCAGCCACUGGUAGUGCUGGUUUCUGAUGACUCGUGCAGCCGGCAGCCAGAUGAACCUUCUAACCUCAAUGUUCAGCUGCAGGAUGAUGGGCCUUCUAGCCCCAUCCAUCAGCAGGAGGCAGUUCCUAGCUCCCGAGACCUUACUUUGGGAAAUGGGGUUGUGGAGCCGCAGUGGAGGGACCGAAUCAAGAUAAACUUGGCCUCAAAAUCAAAGCAGCAGAUGCGGGAGCUUCGGUGGAAGCUUGAAAGGGAACUUGGUAUUGUGAGAUGUUUGGUUAAUAGGAUUGAAGUGAAGCAGAGGCCAGUUGGUGGAUAUGGCAACUCAAAUGUGCUAAUCGACAGUGGGAUUAAUAAUGUUGGUGGAGCCAAGCGUGCUCACUCAGAGGUGGCAUCUGCUGGUGUUCCACGGGAACCUGCCAGUACCAGGCCUUUGCAUCAGUUAAGUUUGUCAAUGUUGGAGAAUAGUCAAGGGAUCUGUGAAACUGUUGAGAAGGAGAAGAGAACACCUAAAGCAAACCAAUUUUAUCGUAACUCAGAGUUCUUGCUUGCGAAAGACAAAUUUCCACCCGCAGAGAGUAACAAGAAGUCGAAAUUGAAUUGGAAGAAGCAAGGUGGGGGAGAAAUGGGACAUGGUUUUGGGAUGGGAUCUAAGUUUUUCAAAAGCUGUAGUUCACUGCUUGAAAAAUUGAUGAAACACAAGCAUGGUUGGGUGUUUAAUGCUCCUGUUGAUGUUGAGGCUCUUGGUUUGCAUGAUUAUUUUACUAUUAUCACUCAUCCAAUGGACUUGGGAACUGUGAAGUCUAGGCUGAACAAGAAUUGGUACAAAUCACCAAAGGAAUUUGCAGAGGAUGUGAGACUCACUUUUCGUAAUGCCAUGACAUAUAAUCCUCCGGGACAAGAUGUUCAUAUAAUGGCCGAGCAGUUAUCAAAGAUAUUUGAGGACAGAUGGGCUAUAAUUGAGUCGGAUUACAAUCGGGAGAUGAGAUAUGGCUUUGAUUAUGGGGCUGUUGCCCCUGCACUAUCACCUUUGUCUAGAAGGGUUUCUGCAUUUACACCACCACCUCUUGAUAUGAGAAGGAUUUUGAAUAGAUCAGAAUCAAUGACACAGACUCCAAGACUCAUGAGCAUUACUCCAUCAAGUAGAACCCCAGCUCCAAAAAAGCCAAAGGCAAAAGAUCCUCAUAAAAGAGACAUGACAUUUGAGGAAAAGCAAAAACUAAGCACUAACCUUCAGAGCUUGCCUUCAGAGAAGCUUGAUGCUAUUGUACAAAUCAUUAAGAAGAGAAAUUCAGCACUUAAUCAACAUGACGAUGAAAUUGAAGUGGACAUUGAUAGUGUGGAUGCUGAGACUCUCUGGGAGCUUGAUAGAUUUGUUACCAACUAUAAGAAAAGUUUGAGCAAAAACAAAAGGAAGGCUGAACUUGCUCAAGCUAGAGCAGAAGCUUUGCAGCAGAAUGCCAUCCAGAAGAGUCAGGCACCAGCUAUGGCAGAGAUUCCAAAAGAAACACUAACAGAUGAAAGGAAUCUUCCCCAACCCUUGCCUGCGCAAAGGGGAAAUCAAGCAGAUAAUGGGAGUAGGUCAAGCAGUUCAAGCAGCUCCAGCAGUGAUUCUGGAUCUUCUUCAAGUGAUUCUGAUAGUGACAGUUCCUCAGCAUCUGGAUCUGAGGCAGGGUCGCAAGGGACCUGAAUGUGCUCCGUCAGAUCUCAGAUUUUUAGAGUAGAUGGUGUCUUGAUGCCAGCCUAUUUUGGUUUUUUGAAGCUUCCAAGAUUAUGGAUUUUAGUUUAACAGUCAGAUUAUAGAGGAAGCAUUCUGAAGGCCCGCAGGUGAUCCUACUGAUGCAGCAUGGGAUUUUUCCUUCCCAUUUGUUUGAACUGCAAUGCUAAUGGUGGCCUUGUUGCAUUUCUUGACACGAAUUCUUGUAUAAUAUUUGUUAGAAUUUGAUGAUAGUUAGGUAGCUAGAUUUCCGUAGCAUGUGUACAUUGCUAACUGCUGCUGCGCAUUGAGUUCCAUUGACAACAUGUUUUUUUGAUUUUGUGCUAGCAGAUUCAAAAUCUUAGUACCAUACGAAGAUAAUAUGUAAUUCCUUCGUGAAGUCUCAUUCCGUGUAGUUUAUAACUGAAAAUGCAAGUCGUAGUUAGUUUAACUGUGUCAAA